AUGGAGGGUUCUUCAGAAGAUGGGGAUCAUGCUGGAAAGAGGCUCCUGGCUCCUCAGGGGCUCUGCCUUCUGUCUCUCUCUCCCCCGAAAAUGGUUCUGAAGCAGAGACCCAGAGAGAUCUUUGGCUACAAGACCCAAGGCUUCCGGAGGGCCCUGUGCCUGGUUGGGUCCAUCCUGUCCUGCGGAGGCCUCCUGCUUCUCUUCCACUGGAAACCGGAGUGGGACGUGUGGGCGAACUGCCUGCCCUGCAGCUUGGAGGAGGCCAACGUGGUGCUGCUCAGAAGUACAGAUGAGAGCAAAAGGUAUGCUCGGAAGAAGGUGAUCUGGCUUGACUUUCAGAAUCUUUUGGGCAGUGAAAAAUUGGAUUACAGCUUCAGCCCAGACAAGCAUUCAGUCCUAAGCAGAGCCAUAAAGAUGCCCGAGACGAAAGGGAGGUAUAUCCAGGUACAAAAAAUCCGCUAUCUCUGGGAUUUUUCUGAGAAGGAGUUUGCCCGAGUUGGGUCACUGGAGGAUGACAACACUUGCUAUGAAAUACAUCGCAGAUUUGGAGAUGGCCUGGGGAGUGGGGAAAAGGCUCUCAGGAGUUUGGUGUGUGGCCCCAACACCAUUGAGAUCGAAAUCCGUCCCAUCUGGAAGCUGCUUUUUAAAGAGAUCCUGAACCCCUUCUACGUCUUCCAAGCCUUCACGCUGGCCCUCUGGCUCAGCCAGGGCUACAUCGAGUUCUCCGUGGCCAUCAUCAUCCUCUCUGUUAUCUCCAUCUCCCUCACUGUGUAUGACCUUCGGCAGCAAUCCCUCAAGCUGCACAACCUGGUGAAGGAGCACAACCGGGUCCAAGUCACAGUCUGGGCGAAAGGCGAAGGGAGCCGCACCUCGGAGUCCUGCCACUUAGUCCCGGGCGACCUCCUCCUGUUGGAGGGCCAGCGGUUCUCCCUGCCCUGCGACGCCAUCCUGUUGGAGGGGAGCUGCGUGGUCAACGAGGGGAUGCUCACCGGUGAAAGUGUCCCGGUCACGAAGAGCCCCCUGCCUCACACCGACAACACCCUGCCCUGGAAAGUGUACGGGAUGGGGGAUUACCGGCGGCACGUCCUCUUCUGUGGCACGGAGGUGAUCCAGACCAGGCGAGCAGGCCCGGGGCCUGUCCAGGCCGUUGUGCUGCAAACUGGCUUCCGUACUGCCAAGGGAGACCUGGUGAGGUCCAUCCUCUACCCAAAGCCACUCAGCUUCAGGCUGUACCGAGAAGCCUUCCAGUUCGUCGUGUGCCUGGCUGUGAUUGGGAUCUUGGGGCUGAUCUACGCAACCUGCGUGUACGUGACCCGGAAGCGACCCACAUCAGACACGGUGGCCAUGGCUCUCCUGCUCCUGACCAUCGCCGUCCCACCGGCCAUCCCAGCAGCCUUGACCACCAGCAUUGUCUAUGCCCAGCGGAGGCUUACCAAGAAGAAGAUUUUCUGCAUUAGUCCCCAGAGGAUCAACAUCUGCGGUCAAAUCAACUUGGUGUGCUUUGAUAAGACAGGCACCCUAACCGAGGAUGGGCUGGAUCUCUGGGGCGUUGUUCCUUGCCAAAACAAGAGCUUCCAGAGUGUGCACAGCUUCUCAGGGCCCCCUUUGCCCUGGGGGCCGUUAUGCAGAGCCAUGGCAACUUGCCAUUCCCUGUUGCUGCUGGAUGGGAAGAUCCAGGGAGAUCCGCUGGACCUGAAGAUGUUUGAGGGCACAAACUGGGAAAUGGAAGACCACCAACCGGAAAACAGCAGAACCAGCCUACCCGAAUUGUGCAUCAUUGUGAAACCAGGCCCUGCCGCUUCCCCGGCCCCCGUGGAAGGCAUCGUAAUCCUGCAUCAGUUCCCCUUUUCCUCCUCCUUGCUGAGAAUGUCCGUCAUCACGCAAGAACUUGGGAAGAGCGGGUACGAGCUCUACCUGAAGGGAGCGCCAGAGACGGUGGCCAGCUUUUGUGAAGGACUUACUGUUCCAACCAACUUCCAGGCUGAGCUGAAACACUUCACGGCUCAGGGCUUCCGGGUCAUCGGCUUGGCCCACAAGACGCUCGUCCUUCCUGACGGAGUGGCCUUCAGUGACCUGGAAAGAGAAGGGGUGGAGUCCGGCCUGGCCUUCCUGGGCCUCCUGGUGAUGGAGAACCGCCUGAAGAGGGAGACGACGGCCGUCCUGCAGGAGCUCAGUGGCGCUCGCAUCCGGAGUGUGAUGGUCACAGGUGACAACCUUCAGACGGCCAUCACCGUGGCCAGGAGCUCCGGGAUGCUUCCCAGCGCCAGCCAGGUGGUCCUGGUGGAUGCCCGUGAGCCCGAGGAUUCCAGCCCAGCAUCCGUGACUUGGCAGCUGCUGGAGGAGGAGGUGUCCUUAACUCCAGGCAAAGAUGAGGCCCCCUAUAUUACCCUAGAGGACUGCAGCCCAAAAGAGGGGGGCGGCAGCUUCCACUUCGUCUUGAGUGGGGCAUCCUAUCAGAUCCUCAGCAAGUACUUCGGCAGCCUGCUGCCCAAGGUACUUGUGAACGGAACGGUCUUUGCCCGGAUGUCUCCAGCACAGAAGUCAAGCCUUGUGGAAGAAUUUCAGAAACUUGAUUACUACGUGGCCAUGUGUGGGGAUGGAGCCAAUGACUGUGGGGCCCUGAAAAUGGCGCACGCGGGGAUCUCCCUUUCUGAGCAGGAGGCCUCAGUGGCUUCCCCCUUCACGUCCCAAAUCCCCAACAUCGAGUGUGUGCCGGCACUGAUAAGGGAGGGCCGGGCCUCUCUGGUGGCCUCCUUUGCGGUGUUUAAAUAUCUGACCCUUUACGGUAUGGUCCAGUUCAUCGCUGCCUGCCUGCUCUUCUGGCAAUUACAGAUUUUGGGGAAUUACCAGUACCUGAUCCAAGAUGUCUGCAUCACCCUUGUGGUUUGCCUGACAAUGAGCCUGACCCACGCCUACCCCAAACUGGCCCCCUACCGGCCCCCCGGGAGGCUCCUCUCCCCACCGCUGCUGCUGUCCAUCCUCUUCAAUGUGGGCCUGACCAUCCUUGUCCUGGCCUUUGGCUUCUUCUACGUGAAACAGCAGGCUUGGUACUCGCGGCUGCGUGGCCACUGUGGGUGCCCUUCGGGAAACCAGCCUGCCUGCCCAGGCAACGGGACGGCCAAUGCCACAGCACAGGAGCACGGCGUUUUGAGCUACGAGACCACCACCCUUUGGCCCCUCGUGACCGUUGGCUCCAUCAUCAUGGCCUUUGUCUUCUCCAAGGGGAAGCCAUUCAGGAAGCCCAUCUACACCAACUAUAUCUUUUCUGGCAUGCUGUGCCUCCAACUGGCGGUCUCCCUUUUCCUCUUCUUUGCUGACCUUGAAGUCAUCUACAAGAAGAUGGAGCUUCUCUGCACCCCCACCAUCUGGAGGGCCUAUGUUCUGCUUAUGCUGCUGGUCACCUUCCUGGUCUCAUUCCUGGUGGAGGAUGGCAUCCUGCAGAACCGGCGGCUCUGGCUGCUGAUCAAGGCGCUCUUCCGAUUCCGCUCUUCCAGCCGCUACCGCGUGCUGCAGCGGCAGCUGGAAGGGGAUGCAAUGUGGCCCCCCCUAAACGGGCGAGACUUGGCCGAAGACGGAAGCAGCCAGGCCUACUGCAACCCCGCCUACGAGCCGGAGGAGGCCCCCGGCUACCUGGGAAGCUGCGCCGGGAGAGCCAGCGGCGGCCGCGUGCAGCCAGAGGGGAGCAGCCCCGCGGGCGGCGCCCCCGAGGAUCAGCAAACGCCGGAGCCCCCUGGUUGGCACCCAGCCCGCUCGGAAGGGACGUCCCCCGGUCGCUUGUGCCCUCGUCAAGGAGGAGACUGGUCCGAGGUCUCCGUUCGUCUCUAA
This is a messenger RNA of Candoia aspera, 3825 nucleotides long. RefSeq names its product probable cation-transporting ATPase 13A5. Gene Ontology annotation, cellular component: late endosome membrane. Gene Ontology annotation, molecular function: P-type transmembrane transporter activity; ATP hydrolysis activity; polyamine transmembrane transporter activity. The transcript is spliced from 30 exons. Gene Ontology annotation, biological process: intracellular calcium ion homeostasis; polyamine transmembrane transport. The record is from RefSeq and is a predicted model, not a curated record. The coding region runs from base 1 to 3825 and encodes 1274 amino acids. Lineage: Eukaryota; Metazoa; Chordata; Lepidosauria; Squamata; Candoiidae.